AUGCGACUCACCCCCUCCCUCUCUGUGCCUCCAUCAUGUGUUCCUCUUGAGAGAACGGGAUCUGGGGUUCUUCCCUUCCCGCUCAAACCCAGACCCUGUGCCUUCCCCUGUCUGUGCCUGUCCAGCCUUGCCGUGCCAAAAAAGCUUUUCCCCAUUCGCGGCGUCUUUUUCUGGGGGUGGAUCCGCCAACUGUCGUUUUAUAAACUCUUUCGUUUUUCCAUUCCAACCACCAGCUCAACCGAGUCGUUCAACAUUCCACAAGUGUUGUACUUCAUCUCACUCACCACCACCAUCGUUUACUCUGUAUAA
This is a messenger RNA of Podospora pseudocomata, 309 nucleotides long. RefSeq lists its product as uncharacterized. The coding region runs from base 1 to 309 and encodes 102 amino acids. The transcript is spliced from 3 exons. Lineage: Eukaryota; Fungi; Ascomycota; Sordariomycetes; Sordariales; Podosporaceae. The record is from RefSeq and is a predicted model, not a curated record.